AUGAAAUGGCUCUGCAUUUUUUGUUAUCUCGGUAACAAUAGAAACAGGAACAACAAUAAAAACACCGAUGCCGUUAUUUCGUUGCCGAGGUGCGCUCCGGACCGCAGCAGACCUCGGGCCAAGCUGACGAGGUGCAAGGCAGUGACCAGGAUGCGCCUUGAACUAUCGCCUUCUCCAGACUGUUACCAGUGCACGGUGUCGACCGGCGGCCCUCUGUGCUCUCAACCGGACCCGCGCUUCGUCCUCAGUCCGUCCGCUUCGUACACUUCCUCGACUUCCAUCAGUUCUUCGACCGUGCCACAGUUGGCCAGCCCCGAAGACGGAGACGACUUCGACUGUUUCACCGACUUUCAUGAGGAGGAGUUCUUCGGCCCCGUGGCGCCUUCUCCCAAAGAGUUUGGCGACAAACCGGGACCGUUCUGUGACGAGCUAAGCUCGCUAGGCCUAUUCUUCCAGCAACCCAUUCUCCCCGAAGACAGCUGUGCUGUUGUGAACUCUUUAUCUGAGACCGCCGGGGAAGGGUGUCAUAACCCUUGUCGUUUUGGUGAGGAACGUUCUGUUAAAGAAGAGUGCCAGGAGUGUAGUCCCAUUGAAGAGGAGUCUCCAAUCGCCGCACUUCUUGAGGCAGACGAACAACUCAAGAUGGCGCCCGAUGUGGGAUCCAGCUGCUCUGACCUAUCGGCCAUGACCAGCUCCUCUCCGACUUUGUCGACGUUCACGAGUAACCGAAGCUCGGCUCGUUCUUCGUUCACGAGCCGCCGUAGCAAAAGGUCUUUGUCGAUUUCGCCGACAUCGACCGAUGGAAUGGACUUAAACACAAUCAUCCGCUGUUCUCCAACGUCCCUAGUGGCUUACCUUAGCGGAUCGAGGUGCUCAUCCACAGCAGGCGUACCCUCAGCACCCGGAGCGUAUGGCCAUCUUUCUGCUCGGCCUAACAGUCCUCGGUCAGGUUCAUCAGGGUUACGACUCAGUACUCCAUACUCUCCGACAGUUCUCAAGUUAGCGACGAGGGACGACUGUUCCGCUUUUGACAACCCGGUCUUGACACUGCAAGCCAUCGAUGAAGUUGACCAGUUCACAGGAAUGCGGGACUACGACUUCCUCGAGCCAGAAGACAACCUAGCUGUGAUAAAGCAGCAGGAAGACCGCGAUAUAGUGGUUGGUACCAAUUUCGACUUUGGAGGUGAGAACGUGGUCGACUCGACGCAACAACCCUUACCAGGCGUGACUUCGAUUCUCGAACUCCAGAAGCCACCACCUCCGUCUUACGACCAGCACAUGGCCCGGAAGCUGGCCUUCCAGAAAAUGUACUCUUCGGACAGCAGUCAGCCCUCCAAUUACUCGAGCUUCGAGAGCACAGGUUCAGCGGACACGGCCUCCGAGUUGGCCGAAGUGGACUCGACGACGUCGGAGCCUGUGCCGAGGUCUUACGACUGUCAGUGGAUUGACUGCCGCGGUCUGUUUCAAGACCAAGAAAGCCUGGUGCGGCACAUCGAGGCUUGCCACAUCGACCAAAGAGUGAGGGACGAGUACACCUGCUUUUGGCAGGGGUGUCCGCGGAGACACCGACCCUUCAACGCACGCUACAAGUUGCUCAUUCACAUGCGAGUUCAUUCGGGAGAGAAACCCAACAGGUGCACGUUCGAGGGUUGUGCUAAGGCAUUUUCUCGCCUUGAAAACCUCAAGAUCCAUCUCCGGUCCCACACCGGUGAGAGACCCUACUCGUGUCAGUAUCCUGGAUGCCCGAAAGCGUUCAGCAAUUCCUCGGACCGGGCAAAGCACCAACGGACGCACCAGGACACUAAACCUUACGCCUGCCAAGUUCCUGGUUGUUGCAAGAGGUACACGGAUCCCAGCUCGUUGCGAAAGCACUACAAGAAUCACGCUGCCAAAGACGACACGGCGAGAAAGAAGAUUCGAAGUGAGAACGACGUGGAGCUAGUGUCAGGACCCGGGGACUGCUUGGAGGUGCAGCCCGCGUACGCAGCGAGAGACAGACCCAAGCUGGAACAUGCCGACAGCGGGAUCGGGCGGUCUCCGGGGGCGAGCUCCGUCAACGACUGUUGCUAUCAAGGUGCUUGUCCUAAGCCGCUGCAGCUAAGCUUGAGUGACAACGACCUUGCGUGCCGCUCCUCCCCCCACACCCGGUUCGCUCCCAGUCCUGGACUUGCAGAGGACAAGCUGCAUCCUCAAAGGUACCCGAUCCCUCCACUUCGGUCCAACUCGUUCACGGAGCCCGGCAUGGCCAGGAGUCCCACGAGAAGCGUCGUCCUCGAGGUGCCCCGCUCUGAGCUGUGCGCCAUGUCGUUCGGAGGAUUUCAUUCAUGUUCCACGCCGUCUCCCCAUGACCAACGAGACAGCCAAGGUUCGGCCAUGCUCGCCGAGGACGACCUCGAGCCCCUGAUGACCCUCAACAUGUCCGACCUGCACGUCUUGGGACACCUGGGCGACUCGGUCAGCUCCAGAGAAGAGGACUCCGCCGACGAGGGACCCGUUCGGGACCAAGCUUCCAACUACCAACCUCUGCCGCCGUUCGAUGCCUUCUACAGUUGCCUCGGGGACCUUCCCCAUUUUGGAGGGUGA
Molecule: messenger RNA, 2583 nt
Organism: Ixodes scapularis (black-legged tick)
Lineage: Eukaryota; Metazoa; Arthropoda; Arachnida; Ixodida; Ixodidae
Product: zinc finger protein GLIS3
Exons: 8
Coding region: 1-2583 (860 amino acids)
Biological process (GO): regulation of transcription by RNA polymerase II
Cellular component (GO): nucleus
Molecular function (GO): DNA-binding transcription factor activity, RNA polymerase II-specific; RNA polymerase II cis-regulatory region sequence-specific DNA binding
Source: RefSeq, a predicted model, not a curated record